This is a messenger RNA of Schistosoma spindalis, 6730 nucleotides long. The record is from the annotation of a GenBank genome assembly. Lineage: Eukaryota; Metazoa; Platyhelminthes; Trematoda; Strigeidida; Schistosomatidae.
GUUAUCACUUAGUCUUACACAAUAACCUUAAUGCAACUGUACGUAGUCAAUUAUUGUUUUACUUUUUAAGUGGAUUCAUACGGCAUCUGAAACUUAAUCUUGUAUUUGUUUAGUAAUACUGUAAUUAUGACUUCCUUUUCUUUGUAUUAAAUGACAGGUUCUGUUUACAACCUACUGACAAUGAGUGUCCAAAGUUAUGACAAAAGACUUACCUGUUCAUCUUUAAAGCGAAACAUCCAAUUGUUAGAAAGUGCUUCAGGGUGCUUUACAUGUUCUAUAUGCUCACAAAACAAUGGGCUGAAUGAUGGCCAUUUAAACUAUCUAUCAAAUGUAUCUCAUAAACCUGACUCAAGUACUUCUGAUCCCGAAGUUUUUGUUUCACAUUUAACAAAGUAUCAUUCAAAUACUGAAAACCAUUUAUGCCUUUACUGUGACUCCAUAGUUCAUCGAAAUUAUUUGAUGAUUCACAUUUCCCAGCACUUACUAACUCCUUCCUCUUCAAAAUCGCCGAGAAUCUUUUCCUGUCCAUCUGAACCUCAGUGUUCUCAUGAAUUUAGUACUGAUCGUUUUCAACAUAUGCAGAUUCACUGGGACACUCAACAUAGUAGUUCAUCUGAGACCACCAAAUUGCAAUGCAGUCAAUGCAUGAAUACGUUUUCUACAUUGUUGGAAUGGGGAGAACAUAUUAAAUUAAAUAUAUGUUCACUUGUACACUGCACUUUCCCUGGUUGUUUUGUGAAAUCACCAUCUAGAACACUUAUCUCAGAUCACUUUCGACGAAAGCAUACUGAUUGCCUUGAUCUCAAAGGAAAAACUUCGUUUCAAUUAUUUCGCGAAACUUCGGAGUUGAUUUGUAACCAUCUUGUUACAAUUGUUGCUAAGUUAGAUAAUGCCUCACAAUAUGAGUGCACUUCCUCAUUGACUGUAGUUGAUCAGGCCUCUAUUGUUAACAAGAUAUUUGCAGAUAUGUCCUCUCCAUUCGUCUUUCUACUUCGUUGUCCUUAUUGUGACCUUACAACUGUUCGGUGGAUUUAUUUUCUGAUGCAUCCUGCUUCCUGUACAGGUAUAAGAGCAUAUUUCCGUAAUCGUCGCCAAGAAUCGGAGAAAGUACUACCUCUAGUUUAUCGCUGUCAUAUUUACUGGUGUUCGAAAUGUCAGGUGGUAUCUACAGAGCAGAAGUUAAUUGCGGAACAUGUUACUUAUUCUCAUAAUCCCAAGGAAGCAUCAGUCUAUCGAGAACACCUACGCGUUUCUUUACUGGAUAAUGACUCUGAACCGGUUACAACUGAUUUAUCUCUCAGUACUGAACAGAAGUCGGAAUCGUCUGCAUAUGCUCUUGAAUUAUUUCCUUCUUUCUCCUCAGUUCUUGAUGAUGAUACAGAGAAUACUGAAUCGCCUAUGAAUCUUGCAGCUUUGGCCCGACCUACUGCAUCAAAGUUAACGAGUUUAACUAGCCGAGUUCAACAAACGCCACCAAGCAAUGUUCAUACACUCUCUAUUGAUCAGUCUUCAUCUAAUAAUAACGGUAUGAUAGUUAGCAACAGUUUAACCAGUAUUCCAGCAAGUUCACCAAUGAAUAUAAUAAAUAACGCUGCCGGAAACUUAAGUGCAUGUGAUGCAGCCUCAGCCGUUGCCGCUAUGGCUGCAGCAGCUCUUUCAGGUUUGACAAACUUCAAUAUAAACAAUGCUGUUCCGAAUUCAGUCAGUACAUUUUCAAAAUCAUUAGCUUGUGAUAUUUCAUCUCCAAUACCAAUUCAGCCUAAACCCAGCAUUCUGUCUACAGAAUCUAUAGAUCCAAUUCAAGAUAGUAAAGAAGUCAACAAUAAUGAUAUAUUGGGUUCUCAGUCCAGCGACUCCUUAGACUCACUAGACAAAUUUGCUGAUGAUAACCUGUCGUCGGAUGAAAUUAUUCGUGGAUGCGAAGGUUUAGUUUCUUUUCCAUUCGAUGAAUGUAAAUUUCGCAGUGAACUACGUGUACAAUUGCAACCUCAUGUAAUAGAUUCAUUAGUUUCAAAGAUGAAGCAGUUCUCCUCUUACUUUGUUCGGAUUUUAGGGAAGGAAAAUCAUCGUCGUGUCCCGGUUUGUCCAGAAUGUGACAAAGUGUUUCCAUACGGUCUUGGUGAUUUUAAACGACAUUUACUUACAGUGCAUCUGGAAGUCCCCAGAGAACAUUUGAAAGAUUGUUUACGCUUUACUUAUCUGCCCAAAAGUGAGGAAAGGUUUCAGGAGGUUCAAGAGCAGCUCGCUAUGCGUCAGAUGAAGCCUCGUGUCCUCGAGAUUGGGCGCCGUCGUAUUCCUUUACCAUACUCAAUACGCGUUUUACGAAGACUGACCGCUCAUCUUCCCAUUGCCACGCGAGAAUUCUUGGAGCAAAAGAUGCAGUUGUACUGUCGCCUGUCGGUUAUAGUUGACACACGCGGAGGGUUUCGGCGGUACAAAUGCAACCAUUGUUCUUAUUCAUCACCACAUGCCCUGGCUGAUGUGAGGAAGCAUAUAUUAGGGUCUCAUUGUGGCAUAUCGACCAAACAUUUUCGUCACUGUCUCCAAGCAUCACGCUUGGAUCCUGUUGAAUUUACUUUGUUCUCUGAUGAAAAGUUAGCUCGUCUCGCUAGGGAUUUUUUACAUAGACGUAUGGUUUCAAAUAAUCCAACCAGCCCAAAUGCUUCACCAAAUCCAGUAGAUGAGAAUCAUCCUAGUUCUUCUGAGAGUCCUUCUACGACUUUGGCUACAGCGUUGAAUAGUUCGUCUUGUACACAAGACUCGUAUGUCUCUAAUUUUACUGCCGUUGUUCCGGGUUCCAAAACCAAAGUUACUGUAAGAAUUCGACCCCCGGUGCCUCCAGAUUUUCAUCCUCCUAAUUCUACGAGUCCUAUCCAAUCAACUGAUAAUCACAUCAAUGGUUCCCCUGUUACAUCUAAUAUAGAACAGUCGACAACAUGUUCUAACUCAAGUGUGGAUUUAGCUUCACUCCCAUCUAUACCAGGAAUAGAAGGCGCUGAUAAGGUUGUUGAUCUUGCCUUGCCAUUUUCUGAACCAGUUCUUCGUCAUUUGUUGGAAUCCUCUGGUGCUCCUGAACACCAUAUAGAAGACAUAGUAUCAAAAAUGCGCGUAUACUCAACUUACAAAAUGAGCCGAAUAUGUCGUAAUGAUCGCACUAUAGCUUUUCGCUGUCCCUGUGGGCGCCUUUUUAUCACUACUCGACAACCUGACAGUAAAAUUCGCGCCGCAACAUUAGCUGAUAGUAGGCGUCAUGUGAUGGGUGUUCAUGCUCGUAUUCCAAAUGUAUUUAUCACUAUUUGUUGCCAGGCUUCUCGUAUUACUAGGGAAUAUGAUUUUCAAAUCUAUCCUGAUGAUAUGCUUCUUCGACUAGCUAUGGACAGACCCAUUAAACUUAAUAAUCUUUCCAAUGUUGGUCCUCCUGACGUAACCACUACCAGUAUGAAUGGCCGUUCAGCACUAUCUAGCUUCUCAAAACCUUUGAAAGAAUUGGCUCCUUAUCCUUCAGUGCCUACAACAGCACUUCAGCAGUCGAUAAAUACUCACUCUGUUUCAUCUUCGCCUCGAACACAAAUCGCAGAUGUUGCUGAAACAGACUCAGUAAGUGAAGGAACUGAUACCGGUGCAGCAAGCGGUUCAAUUUGUCAUGAUGACUCACUCGCUAAAUAUGACAGUAAUGAAAAUGAUGAUGACAAAGAAGGCUCAGAUAUCGAUCCUAAAAAGAUGCAGAAAGAAGUGGAAGAUCCGCUUGCUCAAUUAAAUGCUGUCCAGGCUUCUGGUGCAGAGGAAGUGGAACGUGUAAUUGAUCUUCCAUAUUCAUCCGAAGCUUUAAAAACUUUAGUACAAGGCUACUGUCCACCCAAUUAUUUUCCGGUUCUUGAGGCUAAAAUGGGUGUCUACAGUUCACUAAAGGUGUACAUUACCAGACGGCGAGGUAGGAGAUAUUUCUGCUGCUCUGGUUGUUCCUCAUCGUCACCACAUGGAAUGGGCGACAUUCGAAAGCACAUACUGGGUGUGCAUGCUAAAGUACCAGAACGUUACAAAGCUGCUGCUAUGCAUUGUAGCCGCCUCAGUCGUGAAGAUAACACUUUAUUACCAAAUCAUGUUUUACUUCACUUGGCUAAAAUGAAAUGGAAAGGAACUGUGAUUAAACCACUCUCUGAAAUGGACCUCAGUCAGUUUGGAUCUCGUCGUGCAUCAGCUGUUGGUUUACCUCGCCCAUCAGGCCAGUUUGCGUCUCAGGUUUAUCAACCUACUAUCCACCGAGAAGUUGUUGGUUUUAAUCGUCCUGAACAUUUUUCUUCCAGCCCAAGCAAACAUUCAGUGAAUAAAAGUUUGUCAAAGAUAUCUGCUCAAGAUGCUGGAAUCGUAGACGAAAGCGAAGCCAUCAAUCCAAACAGAACAGGAGGAAAUUUACCAGAAGAUAGGGCUAACGAACAUGAAAGUGAAGAUGUGAAUGGAAAUUCUAGUGUUGUUGAUAAUGAUGAUAUGGAUUUACCCAAAAUACCAACUAACAUUUUCCACAAUUCAAUUGAUUACCAAUUGAGUGAUAAUAGUUUCGAUUUAUCAAGACCAGCUAAAAUAUUACGGCUUAAUGAUAGUGCUGAUGAUGACAAUACUCUUAUUGUAUAUCCAUUGCAAAUCAAUGGUAUUUCUUCUGUUCAUAGUUCUCAUGAAAAUGUCCCUGGCUUAUGUAAUCCCUUUCCACCUAUUCAAAUAUCUAAUACACCUGUAUUUGAAGCACAAAACAAAUCAACUAUUACUCUUAGUGGGUCUAGCCGUCGUAAGCCUAAUAAAAUGCACUUAGUGCAACUAAGACCAGAUUAUUAUUCAGAGUCGAAUUUCCAGUCGAUUCAUUCAAUUAAUCCUCUGGUAGACAAUUCUACAGUUUCCUUAUCAAAUCAACAGUCUAAUGACACAAAUUCAAUGCAUUCUCAAAUAACAAUUACUGAUAAUAAUAGUAUUGUCGGAACAGACUGUGAUCACCUUACUAAAAUCAAUCAUCCACCUGUUAAUUCGGUACACAAUCGUAUAGGUGUAUAAAUAAUUUUUCAUAUGUAUAUCCACCACAAUGAUAUAUAAUGUUUCAACUCUGGUAGUAGCGUUUUGUUUUUUGUGUACUGUUUUUGUGAAAAUGUUAACAUUUCUUCCUCAGACAUAUAUAUAUAUAUAUAUAUAUAUAUAUAUGCAUAUGUACAUAAUUUACUUUUGUUGAAUAGAUAUGUCUGCUUGUUUGUUUUUUGGAUAUCAUUAUGUUUCAUUGCAAUUUUCUUGACGUUUUUCUAAAUUAUUUUUGUGUAUUUGUUGUUUGUGCAUUAUGAUGUUUUCUACUAAUGUAAUUACAUGUGGUUUUUUCUCUUAUGUCCCUUUACACAUUUACUUUCUCCUAUUCUCUCAUAUGUUGUGUUUAACUCCGGUUGAACCUUUCCUUCAUGCAUAGUUUUUUUUUGUUUAUAUCAGUAUGAAUAUAGGUUUACCUGUUUUGUUAACCUACAGUGCAGCUGUAGUAAGUAAUUCAGGUGUACUGUUCUUUAGAACAACUACCUCGAUGUGGUAUUCGCUGCUCUAUUUUUCUCUCCUAUACAUUAUAUAUUUUCUAUGGAUAUGUAGUUGAUCAUUCAUACUUGGUUUACGACUAAUGGUAAAGAAAAUAGUUGGAGCGCAUUUAAUAUUUAACCAGUGGCUUAUGCUGUGAACUCACUAAUUUCUCUUAUAAAAUCUGUUUGGUAACUUUCUCUAAAUAAAUAUUUCUCAACAAUUAAGUUGAAUAACAUUAUUGUGUGUAUUCCUUCUCUGGGAUAUUUUUUCCCUCAAACUUGUUUAUGUUAUAUAACAGCAUUUUUUUUUCUCAAUGUAAUAUUUAUCCCAUAUAUUUAUUAUUUGUUUAUGUAUAAUGUAGUUGAUAUUUAAUGACAUUCUAUUGCUGAUUUUGCUCUUGUUUUAAAGUCUAGUCGUUGAGAAGUGAAAAAGCGAUCAGUAAACUAUAAGAAACUUAUAUAAAAUGAAAUGUUAAUUUCUUUGUCUGCCUCUUGUUUGACUGUUUAAUUAUUUUGACCUACUACAGCUUGUUUUAUUUCAGAGAGAUACUCAGACCACUUUUCCUUAUGUAAACCAGUUUAUCUAUUUGUUCAAUUCAAUAUUCACUUGUUGUAUAAUAAAUAAUAGCUAAUGCUUUAUUCAUGUUAUUUCUCUUGAUCUCUAACAUUGUAUUCUGUUUUUAAUGAUUAAAUUUGUUACAUUCAACAUUGGAAUUUGUACAUUCUGCACAAAUCAACUAUAGUUAACGUUAUUGUAUGCAUGUGUACAUCAUUUGCAGUACUGCUGAUGAUAAUAACACAACACAUACUAAUGAUGAUAACCUUGUGCAUAUUUAUUAUAAUUCCGUUUCGUAACAAAUUUAUUAUUUAGUAAUAAAUUUUUGAUUGAUUUAUUUAUACUCUGUUUUUUUUGUUUUGUUUUUUUUUCUAAAUGUUUCGUUGCAUUUUUCAACUGAUUAUACUUUCCAUGUAUGUAUGAAUCAGAGGUGGUGGUAGUAUAUUGCUACUGUCUUAUUUUGAGCUCAGUCACUUUUGUUAAAAUGUAUUUCUUUGUUUGUUCGCUUCUUUUUUCUGAUCAGUUGUUAAUUUGCUCCAUUUUUUGUUGAUGGCUAUUAGGUUUUCCUUUCCAUGUUCUGCUUUUACGUAUUAUACUUAAAUACAGUUAUACGCAUCUAUAUAUAUAUAUAUAUAUAUAU